Molecule: messenger RNA, 1140 nt
Organism: Prunus avium (sweet cherry)
Lineage: Eukaryota; Viridiplantae; Streptophyta; Magnoliopsida; Rosales; Rosaceae
Molecular function (GO): protein binding
Source: RefSeq, a predicted model, not a curated record
UCUUUUCGUCUGUCUAACUCUCUCUCUCUCUCUGUCUCUCUUUCUCUCUCUGUCUCUCUGUUUCUCUGCAACAAGUAAGCAAAAGCGAUCGAGCGAGAGUUUUGAGUUCAACGAUUGAGCGAGUGAUUUUCUGGGUUCUCUCUGUGUAACGACUGUGUGAAAUUUUGGGUUCUGAAAUCAAGAAUGGCGUCGUCUGCUAUAAAGCGCAGACAAUUGGAGGAUGGUUUUGGUUCCUUUGAGUUUCAGUUUCAAAUCCAGAAGAGGAUAAGGUCUUCUAGGGUUUCUGAGACCCAACGGAAUGUAGCCGUUGAGGAAAAGUCGACUGUUGGUCUUCCUCUGCACAAGGGUUUGGCUUCGUCUGUUAUAAAAAAUGCCGACCCAAAAUCAGAAGAGCUGGGUUUCGAUGAAAUCUGUCAGACCCAGAAGAGUAAGAGGUCUUCUAGAGUUUCUGAGACCCAACGGAAUGUAGCCGUUGAAGAAAAGUCGAUUGUUGGUCUUCCUCUGUGCAAGGGUUUGGCUUCGUCUGCUACCAAAAAUGCCAACCCGGAAUCAGAAGAGGGUUUUGAAGAAAUCUGUCAAACCCAGAAGAGGAAGAGGUCUUCUAGGGUUUCUGAGACCCAACGGAAGGAAAAGCGGACGAUUGGUCUUCCUCUGCGCAAAGUCGAUGGUUUGGCUUCGUCUGCUUCAAAAGAGACGUUGAAUUGUUCUAAAGUCUUGGAUUCUCUGAUGAACCUCAGCCAUGCGAGCUACUUCAACAAGCCUGUUGUUGAUCCUGUGGCUGAGAAUUUGCCGGGUUAUUUCGACAAAAUCUGGAGGCCGAUGGAUUUGGGUACUGUGAAAUCGAAAUUGGAGAGGGGUGUCUACUCCAGCGCUGAUGGAUUUGCUGCUGAUGUCAGGCUUAUCUUCUCAAACGCUUUCAGAUAUUUCACCCUUGGUAGUAGAAAUUGUGCAGCAGCCAAGCAUCUCAGUGGGGUUUUUGAGACCCAAUGGAAAGAAGCCGAGGAGAAAAUGUCAAAGACCGCUUGUCCUCCUCCUACUCCUCCUCUGCCCAAACGGAGACCAAAUGGCAAGAGCUCUUCUGCUUGUAGGGUUCUUAUGCAAAGUCAAGGGGUUGUUGGGGUUUCUGAUUCUCAAAGUUGA